This is a messenger RNA of Paramecium sonneborni, 217 nucleotides long. The record is from the annotation of a GenBank genome assembly. Lineage: Eukaryota; Ciliophora; Oligohymenophorea; Peniculida; Parameciidae.
AUGGAAUAUGGAACAUAAAUUUGUCAUAGAAAUGAAAUUAAAGAUUUUUCAGAUAAGAAAAAGGAUGCUUUAAAAGGCUUUCUAUUCGAAUAAAGUAAAAGUUCUUUGAUUGGAAAAGGAUUAGAAAAGUAGUAAAUAAAUGUAAUAUAUAUUACGUAAUAUUCUAUACUAUGAAGUUUCCAUUAGAGAAUAAUGUAGAUUCUGAGAUUAAUAAUUU